GUCGGCAUUAUCAUUGCCUCUCUAGUUGCGCCAGGAGCUGCCGCGCCACACUCUAGGCAAGAACAAGGCAUCUCUGCUAUCCCUGGCAGAUGGAUCGUCACUCUGAAGUCAGGCAUUGGAAAACGCGACGUAGAUCAGCACCUCGAUUGGAUCCAUGAUACUCACAGACAAAGCUUGUCUCUUCGUCAGACCACUGGGGUCGAAAAGGCAUUUGAAAUUGGGAAUUUUCAUGCCUAUACUGGCGAAUUUGACGAGGAACUGUUGGCCGAAAUCGAAGCCAAAGAUGAGGUCGUUGCGAUCGAGCCAGACCAUGAAGCUUCAUUGACAGCUCUCACCGAGGUCAGCGACCAACCCUGGGGUCUAGCCAGCCUGUCUUCGCGGACAAAACUCGCCAGCGUCGACGUGGAUCAUCAAACCUACAUCUACGACACGAGUGCGGGAACGGGCACAUUUGCUUAUGUUCUCGACUCCGGUAUUCGCAUCUCCCAUCCCGAUUUCCAGGGACGCGCAAUCAAAGGCACCAACGUCUUUCCCGAAGUUGCCCACGAUGAUGAUUUUGGGCACGGCACGCACGUCGCUGGCACCAUUGGGUCCUUGCGAUUCGGCGUCGCAAAGAAUGCGACUAUUGUCGAUGUGAAGACGACCAGAGUUGCUUACAGUACGACGGCCAAGAUUAUUGAGGCGUUGGAGUGGUCUGUACAGAAUAUCACCAACACUCCUGGGAGGGCUGGCAAGUCCGUCAUCAGUAUGAGCUUAGGU
This is a messenger RNA of Colletotrichum acutatum, 759 nucleotides long. Its product is annotated as alkaline proteinase. The transcript is spliced from 2 exons. The record is from RefSeq and is a predicted model, not a curated record. Gene Ontology annotation, biological process: proteolysis. NCBI's taxonomy places the organism in Eukaryota, Fungi, Ascomycota, Sordariomycetes, Glomerellales, Glomerellaceae. Gene Ontology annotation, molecular function: serine-type endopeptidase activity. The annotation marks the transcript as partial.